Cyprinodon variegatus (sheepshead minnow) is the source of this 8205-nucleotide messenger RNA. RefSeq names its product myosin-10. The transcript has 42 exons. The coding region runs from base 208 to 6177 and encodes 1989 amino acids. The record is from RefSeq and is a predicted model, not a curated record. NCBI's taxonomy places the organism in Eukaryota, Metazoa, Chordata, Actinopteri, Cyprinodontiformes, Cyprinodontidae. Gene Ontology annotation, molecular function: ATP binding; cytoskeletal motor activity; actin filament binding. Gene Ontology annotation, cellular component: myosin complex.
UGUAUCUAGGAGCGCUCUGUCCAUCGUAGGCGGGGGCAGCAGCGGUCCGGUCUGCAGCCCGCUGUGAGCUCUCACCAUCCCACCAAUACAUGCGUGUCCCUCAGAGCGGAUCUGCUGCUGCUGCUGUACAGACAGGGACGCCGAUCUGACCGCUGAUUCGCUGACAAACGGCAGGUGUCUACAUCCCACUGGUAAAUUCCAGGGAAGAUGUCUCAUCGCAGUGGGCAAGAGGAUCCGGAGCGGUACCUGUUUGUGGACCGGGCCGUUGUGUACAACCCAGCCACCCAGGCAGACUGGACGGCCAAGAAGCUGGUGUGGGUCCCCUCUGAGCGCCACGGCUUUGAGGGGGCAAGUAUCAGAGAGGAGCGUGGCGAGGAGGUGCUGGUGGAACUGGCGGAGAAUGGAAAGAAGGUGGUGAUCAACAAGGAUGACAUCCAGAAGAUGAACCCACCAAAGUUCAGCAAGGUGGAGGACAUGGCUGAGCUCACCUGCCUGAAUGAGGCAUCAGUGCUGUACAACCUGAAGGAUCGCUACUACUCCGGACUCAUUUAUACAUAUUCCGGUCUUUUUUGUGUGGUCAUCAACCCUUACAAGAACCUGCCCAUCUAUUCAGAGAACAUCAUAGAGAUGUACAGAGGAAAGAAGAGACAUGAAAUGCCUCCGCACAUUUAUGCCAUCUCAGAGUCAGCGUACCGCUGCAUGCUCCAAGACCGAGAGGACCAAUCAAUUCUUUGCACAGGUGAAUCAGGAGCUGGCAAGACUGAGAACACAAAGAAGGUCAUCCAGUACCUGGCCCAUGUUGCCUCCUCACACAAAGGACGCAAAGACCACAACAUUCCACCCGAUUCUCCCAAAGCAUUCAAGCUGCAGGGGGAGUUGGAACGUCAGCUCCUACAAGCCAAUCCCAUCCUAGAGUCAUUUGGCAACGCCAAGACUGUGAAGAACGACAACUCAUCCCGUUUUGGGAAGUUUAUCAGAGUCAACUUUGACGUAACAGGAUACAUCGUUGGAGCCAAUAUUGAAACCUAUCUUCUAGAGAAGUCCAGAGCCAUCAGACAGGCAAAAGACGAGAGGACUUUCCACAUUUUCUACCGCCUGUUGGCAGGAGCUGGGGAGCACCUUCGAACUGACCUGCUUCUAGAGGGAUUUAACAGCUACAGGUUCUUGUCCAAUGGUAACAUUCCCAUCCCGGGACAGCAGGACAAGGAGAACUUCCAGGAGACAAUGGAUGCGAUGCACAUAAUGGGCUUCACCCAUGAUGAGAUAGUCUGCAUGUUAAAGGUGGUGUCUGCUGUGCUGCAGUUUGGCAACGUUGUGUUCAAGAAGGAGAGGAACACCGAUCAAGCCUCAAUGCCUGAGAACACGGCGGCGCAGAAGCUCUGCCACCUGCUUGGCAUGAAUGUUAUGGAGUUCACUCGAGCCAUCCUCACCCCGAGGAUCAAAGUGGGACGUGACUACGUGCAAAAAGCUCAGACCAAAGAGCAGGCUGACUUUGCUGUUGAAGCCCUGGCCAAGGCGACGUAUGAGCGGCUGUUCCGCUGGCUGGUCCACCGCAUCAACAAGGCCCUGGACCGGACCAAACGACAGGGGGCCUCCUUCAUUGGCAUUCUGGACAUUGCAGGCUUUGAGAUCUUUGAGCUAAACUCUUUCGAGCAGCUCUGCAUCAACUACACUAACGAGAAGCUGCAGCAGCUCUUCAACCACACCAUGUUCAUCCUGGAGCAGGAGGAGUACCAGAGGGAGGGCAUCGAAUGGAGCUUCAUCGACUUCGGCCUCGACCUGCAGCCAUGCAUUGAUCUCAUUGAGAGGCCGAAUAAUCCUCCAGGAAUCCUGGCUUUGCUUGAUGAGGAGUGCUGGUUUCCCAAAGCCACAGACAAGACCUUUGUGGACAAAGUGCUGCAGGAGUUAGGCACGCACUCCAAGUUUCAGAAACCUCGUCAACUAAAAGACAAGGCGGACUUCUGCAUCAUCCACUAUGCAGGGAGGGUGGACUAUAAAGCUGAUGAAUGGCUCAUGAAGAACAUGGAUCCUCUAAAUGAUAACGUGGCCACACUGCUUCACCAGUCCACAGACAAAUUUGUGUCCGAGCUCUGGAAAGAUGUUGACCGGAUCGUGGGUCUGGACCAGGUGGCAGGCAUGAACGAGACGGCAUUUGGAGCUGCCUACAAGACCAAGAAAGGCAUGUUCCGCACCGUUGGACAGCUGUACAAAGAGCAGCUGUCCAAACUGAUGGCAACGCUCAGGAACACAAACCCCAACUUUGUGCGCUGCAUCAUCCCCAACCAUGAAAAAAGAGCUGGUAAAUUGGACCCCCACCUGGUUCUGGACCAGUUGAGAUGUAAUGGUGUGUUGGAGGGGAUCCGUAUCUGCAGACAGGGAUUCCCCAAUCGCAUCGUUUUCCAGGAGUUCAGACAGAGAUAUGAGAUCCUGACUCCUAAUGCCAUUCCCAAGGGUUUCAUGGAUGGCAAGCAGGCCUGCGAGCGAAUGAUUCAAGCACUUGAACUCGACGGCAACCUCUUCCGCAUCGGCCAGAGCAAGAUCUUCUUCAGAACUGGAGUCCUGGCUCACUUAGAGGAAGAGAGGGACCUGAAGAUCACAGACAUCAUUAUUUACUUCCAGGCCGUCUGUAGAGGAUAUCUGGCGCGCAAAGCCUUUGCUAAGAAGCAGCAGCAGCUCAGUGCCCUAAAAGUCCUCCAGAGAAACUGCGCUGCUUACUUGAAGCUGCGUCACUGGCAGUGGUGGAGACUCUUCACCAAGGUGAAGCCCCUGCUGCAGGUGACCAGGCAGGAGGAGGAGAUGCAGGCUAAAGAUGAGGAGCUGGUCAAAGUGAAGGAGAAGCAGAUGAAGGUGGAAGGGGAGCUGGUGGAGAUGGAGAGGAAGCAUCAGCAGUUACUGGAAGAGAAGAACAUCCUUGCGGAGCAGCUGCAGGCAGAAACAGAGCUAUUUGCAGAGGCAGAGGAGAUGAGAGCUCGGCUGGCAUCCAAAAAACAAGAACUGGAGGAGAUCCUGCAUGACCUGGAGUCCAGGCUGGAGGAGGAAGAGGAGAGGAGUCAAGGACUGCAGAAUGAGAAGAAGAAGAUGCAGUCCCACAUCCAGGACCUGGAGGAACAGUUGGAUGAAGAGGAGGGUGCAAGGCAGAAACUUCAGCUUGAGAAAGUAACUGCUGAAGCUAAGAUGAAGAAGUAUGAGGAGGAUAUUUUACUGUUGGAGGACCAGAACUCCAAAUUCCUAAAGGAGAAGAAGCUGCUUGAAGACAGAAUCAACGAAAUGACACUGAUGUUAGCUGAAGAGGAGGAGAAAGCCAAAAAUUUAGGGAAGAUAAGGAACAAGCAGGAGAUGAUGAUGGUUGACCUGGAGGAGAGACUGAAAAAGGAGGAGAAAACUCGUCAGGAGCUGGAGAAGGCUAAGAGGAAGCUCGAUGGAGAGACGUCUGACUUCCAGGACCAAAUAGGCGAGCUGCAGUCACAGAUAGAGGAGCUGAAAACUCAGCUGAGCAAGAAGGAGGAGGAACAGCAGAUGAUGCAAACCAGAGGGGAGGAAGAGAUCAACCAGAAGAACAACGCUCUGAAGCAGAUCAGGGAGCUGCAGGCCCAGCUGUCUGAGCUGCAGGAGGACCUUGAGUCAGAGAAGCAGGCCAGAAACAAAGCUGAGAAACUCAAGAGGGAUCUGAGCGAGGAGCUGGAGGCCCUGAAGACGGAGCUGGAAGACACCCUGGAUACGACUGCAGCGCAGCAGGAGCUCAGAACCAAACGUGAGCAGGAGGUGGCGGAGCUGAAGAAAGCCAUUGAAGAGGAAACUAAAAACCAUGAAGCUCAGAUUCAGGAGAUGAGACAAAGGCAAGCAACCGCCCUGGAGGAGCUGUCAGAACAGCUGGAGCAGGCCAAAAGGUUUAAAGCUAACUUAGAAAAGACCAAGCAGAGCCAAGAGAGUGCCAACAAGGAGCUGACCAAUGAAGUGAAAACCUUACAGCAGGCAAAGACAGAGUCUGAACACAAGAGGAAGAAGCUGGAGGGUCAGCUGCAGGAGUACAUGGCCCGAGUCACAGAGGGGGAGAGGGCCAAAGGGGAGCUGGCUGAGCGCACGCACAAGCUGCAGACUGAACUGGACAAUGUGUCCGCCUUGCUGGAAGAUGCAGAGAGGAAGGGGAUCAAGACGGCCAAAGAUCUUGCCGGAUUGGAGAGUCAGCUGCAAGACACGCAGGAGCUUCUCCAGGAAGAGACGCGCCAGAAACUGAACCUGAGCAGCCGUGUUCGCCAGCUGGAGGAGGAGAAAACCGCCCUGCAAGAGCAGCAGGAGGAGGACGAGGAGGCGCGCAAGAAUCUGGAGAAGCAGCUGUUGACAGUUCAGGCUCAGCUGUCAGAGAGCAAAAAGAAGCUCGAGGAUGACGUCGGGACGAUAGAAGGCCUGGAGGAGACGAAGAAGAAAUUGCAGAAGGAUCUGGAGCUGUCCAACCAACGCCUGGAAGAGAAGACGAUUGCUUUUGAGAAGAUGGAGAAGACAAAGACUCGUCUUCAGCAGGAGCUGGAUGAUCUCACCGUUGACUUGGAUCAUCAGAGACAGAUCGUCUCCAACCUGGAGAAGAAGCAGAAGAAGUUUGACCAGAUGCUGGCUGAGGAGAAAAGCAUCUCAGCUCGUUAUGCUGAGGAGCGGGACCGCGCAGAAGCCGAGGCCAGAGAGAAGGAGACCAAAGCUCUGUCCAUGACCCGAGCUUUAGACGAGGCCCUGGAGGCCAAAGAGGAGCUGGAGAGGAUUAACAAGCAGCUCAGAGCUGAGAUGGAAGAUCUGAUGAGCUCAAAGGACGACGUUGGCAAGAAUGUCCAUGAGCUAGAGAAGUCCAAGCGCACUCUGGAGCAGCAGCUGGAGGAGAUGAAGACCCAGCUGGAGGAGCUGGAGGACGAGCUGCAGGCCACAGAGGACGCCAAGCUGCGUCUGGAGGUCAACAUGCAGGCCAUGAAGGCUCAAUACGAAAGAGACCUUCAGGGCCGGGAUGAUCAGAACGACGAGAAGAAAAGAGCGCUGGUCAAACAGGUGCGAGAAAUGGAAGCAGAGCUGGAGGAUGAAAGAAAGCAGAAAGCUUUGGCUGUGGCUGCCAAGAAGAAGCUGGAGAUGGACUUAAAGGAUAUAGAGGGACACAUAGAAGGAGCCAACAAGGCUCGCGAUGAAGCCAUUAAGCAGCUACGCAAGUUACAGGCUCAAAUGAAGGACUAUCAGAGGGAGCUGGAGGACACCAGAGCCUCCAGAGAUGAUAUCUUUGCGUUGUCUAAGGAGACGGAGAAGAAACUUAAAAGCCUGGAAGCGGAAAUUGUUCAACUACAUGAGGAUCUGGCAGCUUCUGAAAGGGGUCGCCGCCAUGCAGAGCAAGAGCGAGACGAGCUGCAGGAUGAGAUCUCCAACAGCACUUCGGGAAAGGCUGCCCUGAUGGAUGAGAAGAGGAGGCUGGAGGCUCGGAUCGCUCAGCUGGAGGAGGAGCUGGAGGAGGAACAGGGCAACAUGGAGCUGCUCAAUGACCGCUUCAGGAAAACAAACAUGCAGGUGGACACGCUGACCACCGAGCUGAGUGUGGAGCGCAGCGCUGCGCAAAAGAGCGAAAACGCUCGCCAGCAGUUGGAGCGCCAAAACAAGGACCUGCGUGCCAAACUGAGCGAGCUGGAGGGUUCAGUGAAAAGCAGAUUCAAGGCCUUCAUCACCGCCCUAGAGGCGAAGAUAGUGCAGCUGGAGGAACAGCUGGAGCAGGAGGCCAGGGAGCGAGCAGCAGCCAACAAGAUCGUGAGGAGAACAGAGAAGAAGCUGAAAGAAGUCUGCAUGCAGGUGGAGGAUGAGCGUCGCCAUGGUGAUCAAUUUAAGGAGCAGCUGGAGAAGGCUAACUCCCGCAUGAAGCAGCUGAAGCGGCAGCUGGAGGAGGCGGAGGAGGAGGCCACCAGGGCCAACGCCUCCCGCAGGAAGCUGCAGAGGGAGCUGGAUGACGCCACAGAGGCCAGCGAGGGCCUGAGCAGAGAGGUUCACACUCUGAAAAACCGUCUGAGACGCGGCGGCCCCAUAACCUUCUCCUCCAGUCGCUCGGGCCGACGCCCCCUGCAGGUGGAGGGAACCUCCUUGGACCUACUGUCAGACGACGAGCUGGAAAACAAGAUCACUGACAACAACGCCAACGAGACGCCAGCCCCCCAGCAGGAGUAGAAGAACCUUCUCCUCUCCCUUAUAUCCAUAUAACUAAGCCGCAACAAUCGUUCAGACUUUACCUGCUUGAACAGGGAUCCUCUUCUUCCUUUAUUACUUCUGGUUUUAAUGAACUUUCCAACAAUUCUUUUUUUAAUAUUUUCGCAAAUGAGCUCCCAUCCAAUUUUAGUCCGAAGCUCUUUUAUUCCUCGCCUAUAUCAGAUAUCUCAUAGUAGACACCAGCAUUUGUACCCCAACGCCCUCAUUACUACUCCUGUAAAGUUUACUUUUAACAAGUCACCACUCUGUGUUUAGCUACAGAGCUGCAGGUGAAACCUUAGAAGCACGAAACCCUGCAGCUUUUAAACAGGAAAAGCAGAACUUGGUGGGCGAAAGAUUCAGGUAAACAGCACUGCAAAAUUUGAAUUAUCAGUUAGGAGUAGAUUGUGAUACAAUACUUUGCAUAAUGGUUUUAGAAAACACUGAACAUUUCCUCAUUUUGUCACACUACACUUGCAAACAAUGUAUUUUUGCUGUGAUUUUUUUGGGAUUGCAGCACUAAGCAGGACGUAGUCGUGAAGUCCAAGAGAUAUUCUGCUGGAAGGUGAACCUCAAGUCUGCUGCAGCUGUAUAUAAGUCCAUCUAACCCGUUUAGAUGGACCUUUCAAAGUAAAGCAGGCUGCAUACGAAUGCACAGCACAGCUCGCUGUUAUACACAGAUUUUAAUUGAUCAGUCGCAUUAAAAUGCUAAUUAAAAACACAUUCAAUUUGCAGUUUUAAGUAAACAAAAUGUGAAAAUGUUCAGUGUUUCUAUGCAUUUGUAUAAACAGACACAUCAUGAAUCUUUUGUUAUUGAAAUGCAGUAUCUCGCAGGGGUAACUUUAACCCUCACAUAUUUGUAAACAUUUUAUCCCAUCUUUAAUGGGACGACACUGGAAAACAGUGGAAGUUAACCCCAUGGUAGAUAACUCAUUAAGGACCUGAUUGGAAGAUGCUGCCGCACAUAAAGAUGCCUUAGACCAUAAGAUUGGUAACAGCAGAAACUGAGUUGCAGCUCGGUUGGCUGGCUCGGUUUAACAGGUACAGGCUCCACUCAGAACAGGCUUCAUCAUGGAAGACCAAAGAAGUUAAGUGUAGAGAAAAAAAAAAUCUGUGAAAUUUUCACUGCAUUCAAUUGGUCUGCAUGACUGGUAUCUAAGAAGGAAACCUCUAAGGAUGACAAACCAUAAAGUAGUUUGUUGAAGGCAGAGUUAAUGUUGAGAAUUACCGUAAACCAUAUCAUGCUGUCUGAUGAAACCAGGAUCCAUUUUUUGGUUCAGGUGGUGUUAAACAGGUCUAGUGAUUACCAUGUUUUGUAAAAGCAAAGCACGGUGGUGGGCGUGUCAUAGUUUAGAGCUGCUAUCUAUGAGGCCCUCAUACCUCAGACCUGUUCACCGAAUGCAUUCUUGGUAAACCCGUUUACCCGUUAGCUCUAUGUGCAGGAGUGCUGCGACACACAUUUCUAGUGACGCCAGAGGCGCGAUUUUGGAGAUUCCAGUGAUGCAGCAGAUGCACAACACCUGCGAUGGAUGCAAAGCAACAGUAGCUGGGAUUGAAAAAUCUAAAUUGGGGACCGGAUGCAUCUGAGGCAGGUUGAAGCAGAGAUCCCGUUUUAUCAAUCAAAAUGGAAGACGGAAAAAAUAAUGUUGACACUAGAUGAAAUAAGGAAAGCCCCUAAGAGUUGUGUUUGGCUUUUAAGGAAAUAAAUAAAAUUAGCUCUUAAAAAGACUAUUAAAUAAUUUAUCAUGUCCUCCUCUUGUAUUUCCAGUGAGAGGCACAGCUAGUCUAUGCCCUUCUUCUUUCUCCAGUCUACCGCUUCUCUGUUUGCACUCACCCUAAUAUUGGUUUGUUAAAGAAACUAAUAGUGGUGAGCAUGCAUCCAGACAUAAGCUGUACUGAGGAUCUGUGAGGCAUCCUCAAACAGAAGCUGGAAAAAUCUAUGUAUUUUGCUGAAAACAUAAAGUUGGCUAAAAGCCAUAAAGUGGAUACCAGUAGGAACCUGUGAAGCUC